UUCGCCCCAGUCGUAUGUACUUAAGUGUACCUAAGAUAUUGACUUCAAGAAAUCGAAAUCUUACCUAUCGCAAUGUUAGUCUUGGAGAUUUAUUGGCAAUAAAAUAUUUGCACACUGGGGUGGCCCGUAGUUACCCAACUCCUGGAUUGCAACUGAGCAUCCAGCAGCUUCAAUGGACAUUACAAGCACAUUAUCGCUUAACUCUGCUAGUUAUAAUUAAGGGCGCCUAAUCCAGGCCUACCUCUCUUCCCCCUUUGAAAGCCUUUGAUAGCGAGGAAGAACCUCGAGGGCAUGAAAAAAAUAAUACCCCCGUGGAAAACGCUGCAAUAGCAAGAAAUUGUGGGUAAAGGCAUCUGUAUGACACGAACGUUGAUGUUGAGUAUGAUAAGGGGGAAAAGCGCUGACAAUGUCCUCCCUUACUAUUCCUUGAUACCCUCCACUAUUACACAUGGUCUCUCCGAACUCGAUUGCGCAAUGGGCAGAGGAGCUGUACAAGAUCUGCGCAGGUAUCAACAUCUACUAUUACUAAGAUAUAAACGAAGCUCUGUUGCAGACAAAGCACAGAGAAUCUCUACAAUAUUGGAUAAGAAAGCACCCUAUGUUCGAUGGGACACAACAACGCCGCCGAUGCAUCGUCGUUAAGCCCAUUCCUCCCCACACAGACUCGUAUUCUCGAGGUUGGGUUUAAGGGAAAAAUUACCUGGAGAGGUGUUCUAUCAAACCGCUGGACUAAAAGGAGG
This is a messenger RNA of Trichophyton rubrum CBS 118892, 740 nucleotides long. RefSeq lists its product as uncharacterized. The record is from RefSeq and is a predicted model, not a curated record. The transcript is spliced from 2 exons. NCBI's taxonomy places the organism in Eukaryota, Fungi, Ascomycota, Eurotiomycetes, Onygenales, Arthrodermataceae. The coding region runs from base 358 to 642 and encodes 94 amino acids.